UACGGACGUCACACGAAGCGUAAACUUUGGCGUAAACUGGAUUUCAGCCAUACAACCCUGAAAUCUUUUGACAGGAAGUUUACGCUCUCCCAUACAAAUCAAGCGUAAACUUUUUGAGUUUACGCCUCGUGUGACGUCCGUAUAAGAUAGAAUGAGGGUAGCUGAAUGUUUUCGUUUAUCAGUUACGCGUAACUCUGCACGUUUUAUUCUAGAAUUCGUCUUGUUCAGUUCCCUGUGUGAGUCUGAAUAAGUUUAUUUGAGUGCAAACUAAUAAUUUUCCUUAUUCUGCCCAUAUCGUCGUGUGUUUGAUGUCCAAAGAAGCCGCGAAAAUGAAUCGGAUUAUGUUGAAUUUUUUGAAAAAAGGUAGCUUCUUGCAAUUAUAAUUGAUAUAAGCAAAUAUUAAACAAAAACCGCGCUCCUUAUUUCAAUUCAACCUCAUAUUAUAUCCAUUCCAGGAUCCGAUGGUGAAGGACCAACGAGUUCAAAAACAUUGCCUUCCAUAUCUAAAGCUAAGACCGUAGAAAUAUCAGAACGUAAGUGCAUUUAUAUCGAACCUAGUAAAUAAUUUGUAUGAAAUGUUUACUAACUAAUCAGGUGCUAUAUCCGCUUCACCGUCCUAGCUUGUCCUCAAGACCUGAAAUAACUUUACGGGGUAUUUUGUGGCCAAUGGCAUGAGCUAAAUACUACCAGCACUUCGGAUUCUGAUUUGUAUGAUUUAGGAACCGAGAUCUUCUUAUUUAUCGAUUUUACAGUCCUCCUAUGUUCUUCCUAUAUUUUUCCACACGGCUGAACGUGGAUUAAGCUCUCAUGUCCUAUUAGGUUUUGCAACUAAGGAAGUUUCGUCAGUUUUGGACAGGGUUCAUGUAUCAUUAGUAGUUGCCCCUCCUGCCUUUUCUCUAUUCAGGAUUCCUUCGAAAUAGCACUUCCACCUUUCGAUCACCUACCACAUCCAAUAUCCUGUAAAAAAGGCAGGUGCCCCGGACUGGGAUAACUGCUCCGGCACCUGUUCGUUAGACUCUUCAAAACUGCGCUGCUUGGCCUGCAGGAGCAGGGUUUGCUGUUUCCUUAGUCGUCUGUAGAUCUCCACGUUUCAGGCGCAAGUUGCAUGCUGCAUUCUUCUCGGAUAGUGCUCGUCUGCACUCUUUGUCGAACCAUUCCUUUUUCUCUCUACGUUUACGUUUUUUACUACAUUUCACCAUACGCCAGCGGUCUGCAAUGGGCAUCGCGGCGAUGUUUUAGUUGGCUGGGAGCGCUUCCCCGAGUGCUGUCGCGUACCCCUCCGCCACAUCUGCACACUUCAACCGGUGCACGUUGAGUCUUGGGGUAGGCUGGCUCCGUUGGUUAUUAACCACGGUGGGUUUCUGGCGCAGCUUCAACAUGACCAUGGCUGUACGGCGAAUCGAGCAUCCUGACGGUAACGAAGACCGUCAGGAUACAAUGGCUGGGGCAUGUUAUGAGGAUGUCGGACUCAUGUCUUAUCAAGAAGGAGUUCAACAGCUCGGCAGGAAGCGCAGGACACACAGCACAUCAGGUGAAGCAAGAUCUGUAGGAGAUCAGGUGUCUUCAUCGAUGGGAGGCUCUGCUUGGAAGUCUGUAUCAUACGCCCUAUGCUUUCUCAAAACUCUUUGAUUUAAGUUAUAUGUUUUACAUUAACCAACAUUUUUCGAUCCCUCUCAACAAUAAUAUCUGAUGUUCUGUUGCUCUGCAAUGUAACUUGAAUAUAAUGUAUGGCUACAUGUAUGGUAACAUUGUGGUAUAUUGUGGUAUAUUGUGGUAAUUAUCACGGAAGUAAGUGAGAUUUAUCAUGCGCCAUGCCCAUAGCAUUUGUUCUCGUCCUAAUCCCAGUUAAUUUAUUCUGCUCCCACAUCUAAUUUUGUUCUGCUUUUCAGAUGAAGACAAUAUUUCUUCGAACGACGAUGCGAACGAAUCAGUUGUUAAUGUUUCAGAUGAGGAGAUGGAUUGUUCUGAUGACACAGGUUUGUCUUAACUUGUUAUUAUCAUUUAAAAUGCUCAACAGUUCUACGUGCGUUUAAAUUAAAUGAUUAUCGAAACAAUAAAAAUUACUUUAAUACGUUGAGUUUAAAACUAUGAAAAACAUAUCAUAUAUGGUUCACGCUAAAUUUGAAAGAAUGGAUGGUUAAACACUUUUAAAAUUUUUAUUGUGUUAUUAAGUAGAUUAAGACAACUGAUUAGUUAGCUUGCUCAAAUUACGAUUCGAUGCAACCGAAUGCUUCUGGAAGUUCAGAUAUUAAAUAGGGAUACAUUACAUAUUUAUAAACGCUUUAAGAUAUAUUUUAACUUUUGGAUCAUAUUUCUCACCAAAUUGUGAUAUUUUUGUUUUAAGAGUAUUAGGCCGAAAAUACACGGACCUCAACUUCGCGGCUGCGGAAAUUCGCAUACUGAAAAAUGUAUGAAUAUGUCAGUUUUGAAAAGAUUCUGUUGACAGUUUGUGUAUGGGUUUGACAGCACGCGUCCGCGAAAUUCCGGUCCGUGUAUUUUCGGCCUUAAGAGAGAGGUCUUGCAACCGAAAUUCAUAAGUAAAAAGAGCAUUCGAAUCUAAAUGUAUUAUUAACACUAUUAUUAGGUUUUUAGGAUAUUUGUCAAAGUAUGUUUUCUAAAAAAACAUAGGGUCUUAACAAUUUGAUUCCAUCCCAUUAUUCCUAUCGUUCCAUGUCUUAAGUUUCUAUUAUUCUAGGAACCGGAUUGCUGGUUCGGAUAUGACUGGGUGUCAACUGUAACACUGCUUCUAGACGACCCAAAAAAUCCAACAAUUUUUGGUGAUUCUUUCUAUGUGUCAAACCAUCCUUGUUUUAGCAUCAAUGUAUGGCCUACUUCGAUUGUAAUGUCGCGGGCGUUGCAUUUCUGUGAAAAACUUACCAACCCACGACAAUCACGGUUGCCUUUGAAUUUGUUGUAAAACUUUUACGUUUUUUAGAACAAUGCGGUCGCAGAAAAUUUGUUGCGGUAUAGAAGUUGGUUGUCUAGAAGCAGUGUAAAACGAAUAUUCUCUAAGCAGCAUGUGCAAUUUGGCAGCAUAGUUUAUUUGAGGUUUGCUUUAGAUCCUGAAAGUGAACGUGAAAUUUUGUUUUUUUGCUAUGUUUUAUUGAAUAUUUAUCAAAAUAUAGCUUAUUGUACACCAAAAGAAAGGAUAUUCAAUUUCCCUAGUAUUCAGUAUGUAAAACAUAUUGAAAUAAUGAAUCAAAUACAUUUUCUUAUGAUUCUCCGCUGACCACCGCAAACAAAGCGGGGAAUCGCAAGGAAAUGUAUUUAAUUCCAUUAUUUCAAUAUGUUAUACAGAAGGAAUAAAAUUCGGACUGUAAAUGACGGUCAAAAUCGAUCUCUCGCAAGUGGUCAAUUAGGUAAAGUUACUCAUACAAUGUAGUACUAUUCUUCUUCUUCUUUUGGCACAACUACCGCUGCCGGUCAAGGCCUGCCUGUACCCACUAGUGAAGUGGGCUUGGCUUUCAGUGACUUUUUGUUACCAUAUCAGGAAAGUCAGUCCUACGUAUGGGGACACACGGUCUAUUCAGGACUUGAACCCAUGACGGGCAUGUUGUUAAGUCGUUCGAGUUGACAACUGUACCACCAGACCGGCCCUGUAGGGUUAUUUUUUUUAUUCAGGAGGAACGGUCCGAGAAGGCCGUAUUGCUAUACAUAGUACUAUAUUAGAAUAGUGCCAAAAUAUUAGCAGAUCUACUUAUAUAAUAACCAUUAAGUAUCAAUAACAUAUUUAUUAUUUUGCAUUCUGAUCUUUACUUCGUUAGAUUCUAAAAAUAAAAAGACAAACGCAAAAAAGAAAUGGAUCCAAAAAUACACAAGUCAUUGGGAGCAAAAAUUACCAUGGGUAACAAAAAGUAAGAAAGGAAAGACGUUUGCAUAUUGCAAAAUAUGUGACCUGGAUGUGAGAAGCACCGGUGGAUUAGCCGACUUAAAAAAACAUGGAAAAUCCACAAAACAUAUUAAUAAUAGUGGAAAAUUAAAACUACCAGGUAGUGUGUCUGUGUUGAAAGCAUUGACCACUCAAAAGGAUAAUACUAUAAAUGCAGAAUUGCAGAUUUCAGCUUGGGGUGCGGAACACAAUGUCUCUGCUAGAGAUUUAGAAAGUUUUGUUGAUCUUUCUAAACGCAUUUUUAAAGACUCCGAUAUUGCUCAAAGUUUAAAAUUAGGUAGAACAAAAAUUCAAGCUAUUCAAACCAAUGUUAUCGGUAAAGCUGGACUCGAGGAGCUUCUACAUAUUGUAAAAACUAACUGUUUCAGUUUACUAGUAGAUGAGUCAACAGACCUUUCGGGAGUGAAAUCCUUGGCCAUGAUCUUAAGAGCGAGCAUGUGGCAGAGCGAUCAACUUAUUGUACACGACUUUUUCUAUCAUAUCGAAACGGUAGUGGAUGCGAGCGCGGUUAACUUAUAUGAGAUGAUCAAAAAUAAGUUCGAGUUGGAUGGUGUUCCAUACAAAUCUAAAUUGAUCGGAUUCGGUUCCGAUGGUGCAAAUGUAAUGAUGGGCGCAUAUCACUCAGUGGCUAGCAUGAUUAAGCAAGAUUGCCCGAAUGUCUUCAUUAUAAAAUGCAUAUGCCAUUCCUUAGCUCUUUGCUCUUCAUAUGCUUGCAAACAUAUCCCAUGCACGGUUGAGCAGCUAUGUCGAGAUGUGUAUAAUUUUCUAAGCUCUGGAGGACAGCGUGGGAGUUAUUUUAAGGAACUACAAACAAUCGUCGCACUGAAGCCUCUUAAAAUGCUGCAUCCCUCUGCCACACGAUGGUUAUCGUUGGAAUCAGUAGUAAUACGCAUGUUGGAGAGGUAUGAUGUACUUUUGAUGUACUUCAAUUUUGUGGAUGUUCGCGCCGACAAAUCAACAAAAGAAAAAAUGAACGCGAUCCGCAUAGGUCUGGAAGAUCCAACAGUCAAGUUAUAUCUAACCUUCUUGAAGUAUAUUCUACCAAUAAUCAACCAGAUAAAUAGACUCUUUCAAUCAGAAUCACCUGAACUCUGCCGGCUCCACGGCGACAUUACAAGAUUAUAUCGAACAAUUCUGGACAACUUUUUAACUGCUCAAUAUAUGGACGGUCUUAAAGAUGUAAGCAAAGUUGUGUUCUGCCAGCAAAAUUACAAACCAAUAGAUAAGUUGUACAUCGGCACAGAAAGUAUGCAGCUAAUGGAACAACUCCUACACAACCACAUCAUAAGUCAACAAACAGCAAGGGAGGUCACAACAAAUAUGAUAAAUUUUUAUGUAACAUUAUGUAACCAAAUCACAAGCCGUAUCGAUUUAAGUGAUCCUAUUCUUAUUCAUUUUGCGAUAUUGGAUCCAAAUCAUGUAGCAAACAGGAAAUUUGAGGCAAUCUACCCAUUGCUAAAAAUGUUCCCUAACUUGAUAUCAGAAGCAGAGCUACAAGUCGCCGAUAUGGAGUAUCGGGAAAUAAGGAACAUAGGGUUAAAGGAUUUCCAACCAGAGGAGUUGACUUCUAGUGUAGCUUUUUGGAAUAAAUGCUUAAUCGUACGGCGCUCUGAUGGAAAUUUUGCAUUUCCUGUACUGCGAAGAGUCGUACCUGCUUUGUUAUCUCUUCCACAUUCUUCGGCUUGCGUGGAAAGACUUUUUUCCCAGUAUAAUCUUAACAAAAACAAACUAAGGAAUCGUUUGUCACCCGAGGUAUUGGAAGGAUUAUUGGCUUCCAAAGAGUAUGUAAAGUUACAUAAAACAUCAAAUGGAGACAUCGAAAUCACCAGCGACAUGAAGAAGAAGUUAAACAGUAACAUGUAUAACAUGAAAAAUUGGUAAGAUGUUUAAAAGAAUAUAUAUUAUGGAUUGUCAUUCCAUUAACUAA
This is a messenger RNA of Anopheles coluzzii, 5816 nucleotides long. RefSeq lists its product as uncharacterized. Gene Ontology annotation, molecular function: protein dimerization activity. Bases 4307 to 5770 code for a protein of 487 amino acids. The transcript has a single exon. The record is from RefSeq and is a predicted model, not a curated record. NCBI's taxonomy places the organism in Eukaryota, Metazoa, Arthropoda, Insecta, Diptera, Culicidae.